Suillus plorans is the source of this 2112-nucleotide messenger RNA. RefSeq lists its product as uncharacterized. The annotation marks the transcript as partial. The record is from RefSeq and is a predicted model, not a curated record. The transcript is spliced from 9 exons. NCBI's taxonomy places the organism in Eukaryota, Fungi, Basidiomycota, Agaricomycetes, Boletales, Suillaceae. Gene Ontology annotation, biological process: protein phosphorylation. Gene Ontology annotation, molecular function: ATP binding; protein serine/threonine kinase activity.
GACUUCACACCAAUCAAUCAAUAUGGUCCUAGGACAUGUCAACGUUGUAAUGUCAAAUUUGACAUGUCAGUGGCUUUUGAAUAUGUCCGUGGCAAGGAUGGCUCAGGUCGUCUAUGCUGUCCUGGCUGUGCAAAGCAUUACGCUGAUCGCAAGGCUGCUGAGUUAAUGCCAAACAGCACAGGUGUCGGCAAGUUUUUACAUUUUACGAGUGGAAUGGGAGCAUCAAGGCAUGCACUUGUAAAAGCUACAUCUGCAGCACAGCGGGGUGAACAAUUUUUCCCGAGUCAGCGCUUCAGCUCUAGCAUGACUACUACCAGUGGCAGUGGGAAAAUGCUUCCACCGCCUGCUCCAGUCUCCCGUGAGUACUAUAUUUUAAAUGACCCCAUUAGUUCCUUGUCUGACAUGGAGUCAGUCAAUACACUACUACGUCCGACUGAUGUACCAGGUGGCUACACCUCCAACCAUCGACUCUACAAUGAGCAUCGUGGCAAGAUGCUUCUUGCGGCAUCAUCCACACGUGUCCAAACGGUCACAAUUCGAGCUGCAAUUCAUCAUUUGAAACCCGAAGGCAAAUCUGGAACCUUACUGGUUGGGGUACUCACCCUGGAAAGUCUCGAAAUGCACAAAUCGCCCAUGAUGAUUCUCUUUGACCCAAGAGAGCCCUUAAAUGAUCCUGACGCAAUGGUGCUUCAGGACUUCUUCCUUCACUCGACAGCCAAAGAUCCGGUUCCGAAGUUUCAUGCUAGCACAAAGGUUGCUAUUCUUUUAAUUAUGACUCAUGCACAGUAUGAAAGUGUUCAGCUUUGGAGGGAGCAAAUUGAUGAGUCAGUGAGUGUAUUUCUAUUAAUUCAAUGUUCAAGUGACUCGGACGUUGCUAAAACCAUGUUUAGCGCUUUGAUAAUACCAGCACACACGCAGCAUCACAUAUCACACAGGCAGGUGUACAUGUGUCAUCACAUACUACCAACUGACCAAUUUUUGAAGAGCCAACAUUCGAAGAAACUACGUAGCCCCAGCUCAACUAGCCCAUCUAGUAGCCGUGGCACUGAAAUAUCUGUCAUUCCUGAAUCUACUAGUAGUCUGACGGACAUGUCCACAUCGGUCGUGACGACAGCCCUUCCCAGCCGCAUCAGCAGUGCCAUUGUGUUUCCUGAAGCUUCGCAGCUUUGCCUGCUACCUAGCCAACAACAACUCAUGGCUGCCAUGGAGGCGCAAGGCAGCAUUCGAAAACAAGCCUCAGCUACUAUUUUGAUUCAUUCAGCCAAGUAUCAAUCAAGCACUUUCCGAGUGUAUGGCAUUCGCUCCGUCAAAUUCCAUGACAUUGUCACCACUCCACUCAAUAUCACACACUCUCGUUUUGACCUUGUUUUGAUAUCGGUUGAUUCUGAUCCAAAGUCGAUGAUCGGUGCUGCCGGAAGCUUCAAGACUUGUCAUCCUGCUCUCUUGCACACAGCCUCAUUGACACCAACUACAUCCACGUCCGAUGAACCAUCCUUGCAGGCCACCAUCUUCACAGCGAGGCAAGUGGUAGCUAAGCGUGUGUUCUUCCGAAAAGGUGAAGGGAAGAAGCGUCAUAGGUUCUCCAAAGAAGAUGAGUUGGGGAAGACACUUGAUGAAGCUAACUGCCUAUACUGGGCUACGUGCUUGAUGUCCCUCGUCUACAUCUUCGUUGAUGAAAUGAUCGAGACAAAAACAGUAAAGGCUGCUGUUGCAGAUCAGGUUCCUCGUCUUCGACUUGUGCAUGCUGCAGUUGCAAUCCCUGACGAUACUUCUGAUCAUGCUGGAGCAGCAACAUAUCUAUUGGAGGAAAGGAUCGAGGGCAAGUUUAUCAAGUAUAUCAAUAAUAACUCCGCUGUUCCCACUUAUCAUUUGCGGGGGUUUGAGGAGAAAAUUGGACUGUUCCUGUGCUUUGCACAACACGUACAGCAUCGCCUCACAAAUGAGGUCGUCUAUCUAUCUGAUUUUCAAGGAUCUGGGAAUCUUCUCACUGACUGCCAAGUCAUGACCGGACCCGAAUAUUCAGCUAACUUUGGCGAAGGAAACUGUACCGAGGCAUUUCAUGCCUUCAAGUCUACACAUAAAUGCAACUUCUAUUGUCGUGCAUUCGGUAUG